Messenger RNA from Schistocerca nitens (vagrant locust), 2685 nucleotides. RefSeq names its product collagen alpha-1(I) chain-like. The coding region runs from base 1 to 2685 and encodes 894 amino acids. The record is from RefSeq and is a predicted model, not a curated record. NCBI's taxonomy places the organism in Eukaryota, Metazoa, Arthropoda, Insecta, Orthoptera, Acrididae. The transcript has 3 exons.
AUGGCUAACCCAGGUGCCUUAGACCAAGCGGCUAAUCCAGGCGCCUUGGACUGCGUGGCUAACCCAGGUGCCUUAGACAGUGCAGCUGACCCAGGCGCCUUUGACAGUGCAUUAAAACCAGGCUCCUUAGACCAUGCAGCUACCCCCGGCGCCUCAGACUGCAUGGCUAUCCCAGGUGCCUCAGUCCACGGGGCUAAUCCAGGCGCCUCAGACUGCAUGGCCAACACAGGUGCCUUAGACCAUGCGGCUAAUCCAGGUGCCUUAGAGUGGGUGGCUAACCCAGGUAACUUAGACAGUGCAGCUGACCCAGGCGCCUUUGACAGUGCAGUUAACCCAGGCGCCUUAGACCAUGCAGCUAACCCACGCGCCUCAGACUGCAUGGCUUACCCAGCUGCCUUAAACCACGUGGCUAAUCCAGGUGCCUUGGAGUGCGUGGCUAACCCAGGUGCCUUAGACAGUGCAGCUGGCCCAGGCGCCUUGGACUGCAUUGCUAACCCAGUUGCCUUAGACAGUGCAGCUGACCCAGUCGCCUUUGACAGUGCAGUUAACCCAGCCACCUUAGACCAUGCAGCUAACCCUGGCGCCUCAGACUCCAUGGCUAACCCAGGUGCCUUAGACCACGCGGCUAAUCCUGGCGCCUUGUACUGCGUGGCUAACCCAGAUGCCUUAGACAGUGCAGCUGACCAAGGCGCUUUAGACCAUGCGGCUAAUCCAUGCGCCAUAGACUGCGUGGCUAACCCAGGUGCCUUAGACAGUGCAGCUGACCCAGGCACCUUUGACAGUGCAGUUGACCCAGGCGCCUUGGUCCAUGCAUUUAACCCAGGCGCCUUAGACCAUGCAGCUAACCCAUGCGCCUCAGAAUGCAUGGCUAACCCAGGUGCCUCAGACCAUGCGGCUAAUCCAGGCGCCUUGCACUGUGUGGGUAACCCAGGUGCCUUAGACAGUGCAGCUGAUCCAGGCGCUUUAGACCAUGUGGCUAAUCCAGGCGCCUUAGACUGCGUGGCUAACCCAGGUGCCUUAGACAGUGCAGCUGACCCAGGCACUUUAGACCAUGCGGCUAAUCCAGGCGCCUUGGACUGCGUGGCUGAACCAGUUGCCUUAGACAGUGCAGCAGACCCUGCCGCCUGUGACAGUGCAGUUAACCCAGGCGCCUUACACCAUGCAGCUAACCCAGGUGCCUCAGACUGCAUGGCUAACCCAGGUGCCUUAGACCACGCGGCUAAUCAAGGCGCCUUGGACUGCGUGGCUAACCCAGGUGCCUUAGACAGUGCAGCAGACCCAGGCGCUUUAGACCAUGCAGCUAAUCCAGGCGCCUUAGACUGCGUUGCUAACCCAGGUGCCUUAGACAGUGCAGCUGACCCAGGCGCCUUUGACAGUGCAGUUAACCCAGGUGCCUUAGAUCAUGCAGGUAACCCAGGCGCCUCAGACUGCAUUGCUAACCCAGGUGCCUUGGACCAUGCGGCUAAACCAGGCGCCUUGGACUGCGUGGCUAACCCAGGUGCCUUAGACAGUGCAGCCGACCCAGGCGCUUUAGACCAUGGUACUAAUCCAGGCACCUUAGACUGCGUGGCUAACUCAGGUGGCCUAGACAGUGCAGCUGACCCAGGCGACUUUGACAAUGCAGUUAACCCAGGCGUCUUAGACCAUGCAGGUAACCCAGGCCCCUUAGACCAUGCAGCUAACCCACGAGCCUCAGACUGCAUCGCUAACCCAGGUGCCAUAGACCACGGGGCUAACCCAGGCGCCUUGGACUGCGUGGCUAAUCCAGGUGCCUUAGACAGUGCAGCUGACCCAGGCACUUUAGACCAUGCGGCUAAUCCAGGCGCCUUGGACUGCGUGGCUGAACCAGUUGCCUUAGACAGUGCAGCAGACCCUGCCGCCUGUGACAGUGCAGUUAACCCAGGCGCCUUACACCAUGCAGCUAACCCAGGUGCCUCAGACUGCAUGGCUAACCCAGGUGCCUUAGACCACGCGGCUAAUCAAGGCGCCUUGGACUGCGUGGCUAACCCAGGUGCCUUAGACAGUGCAGCAGACCCAGGCGCUUUAGACCAUGCAGCUAAUCCAGGCGCCUUAGACAGCGUUGCUAACCCAGGUGCCUUAGACAGUGCAGCUGACCCAGGCGCCUUUGACAGUGCAGUUAACCCAGGUGCCUUAGAUCAUGCAGUCGCCUUGGACUGCGUGGCUAACCCAGGUGCCUUAGACAGUGCAGCUGACCCAGGCGCUUUAGACCAUGUGGCCAAUCCAGGGGCCUUAGACUGCGUGGCUAACCCAGGUGCCUUAGACAGUGCAGCUGACCCAGGCGCUUUAGACCAUGCGACUAAUCCAGGCACCUUAGACUGUGUGGCUAACCCAGGUGGCCUAGACAGUGCACCUGACCCAGGCGCCUUUGACAGUGCACUUAAUCCAGACGCCUUAGACCAUGCAGCUAACCCAGGCGUCUCAGACUGCAUGGCUAACCCAUGUGCCUUAGACCACACGGCUAAUCCAGGCGCCGUGGACUGCGUGGCUAAACCAGGUGCCUUAGACAGUGCAGAUGACCCAGGCGCUUUAGACCAUGCGGCUAAUCCAGGUGCCUUAGACUGCGUGGCCAACCCAGGUGCCUUAGACAGUGCAGCUGCCCCAGGCACCUUUGACAGUGCAGUUAACCCAGGCUCCUUAGUCAUGCAGGUAACCCAAGCGCCUUAG